CUACGGAUAACAAUAUUCAAUCGCGACGCCAAUAAUUGCCUCGACUAUUGUUGAAAUGUCCCUCCCAGUCAACGACAUCCGCAGGCUAUCAGAACUCCACCCCAAACCACAGCAUAUCAACUAUCAGUAUGGGACCGCAGGAUUUAGGACUUUGGGCAAGGUACUCGACUCAGUGCUCUUUAGAGUCGGAAUCCUAGCGGCUCUCAGGAGCAAGAAGUUGGAUGGAAAAACUAUCGGUGUAAUGGUCACCGCCUCUCACAAUCCUGAACCAGAUAACGGGGUCAAGCUGGUCGACCCCCGAGGCGAAAUGUUAGAAAGCUCCUGGGAGUCUCAUGCCACGGUUCUCGCAAAUACGCCAUCGACCGAUGAGUUUAUUUCCGCGCUCCAGGAUUUCGUCAAAACGACCAAAAUAGACAUUUCCAAACCUGCCAGAGUAGUAUACGCCCGCGAUACGCGCCCAUCUGGCCCUGCGCUGGUGGCCGCCCUUGAAGAUGGUUUGAAAGCCAUGAGCGCGGAGGGUAGGAAUGCCGGCGUUACUACGACCCCCAUCCUUCAUUAUCUGGUCAGAACAAUCAAUACCAAAGGAAGUAAGGAGUCUUACGGGACCGACACCGAGGAAGGAUAUUACACCAAGCUCAGCAGUGCCUUUAACAAGCUCAUGGUCGGAAGGCCACCACGACCUCCGCUCGUCAUCGACUGCGCGAACGGCGUCGGUGCUCUUGCUGCGCGGGCCCUCAGCCGGUACCUUGUGAAUUCUUUACCUGUUGAACUGGAGAACACUGCAAUCGAUACCCCAGGAGCACUAAACAACUCAUGCGGAGCUGAUUUUGUCAAGGUGAACCAGAAACUCCCACCCUCUCUCACAGAUGUGUUGGGGCCCUGCCAACGGGGGUGUAGCUUGGAUGGAGAUGCGGAUCGACUUAUCUAUUUCUAUCUCGAUGAGCACCGCGAAUUCCACAUGCUUGACGGGGAUAAAAUCACCACCCUUGUGGCCAGCUUCAUCGUUGAACUCGUGAAAACCGUUGGCUUAAGCGAAAAAUUGAAAGUCGGCGUCGUACAAACUGCGUAUGCCAAUGGAAGUUCCACGAAGUACCUUUCCGAGAGGUUACCUGUCAAAUGCGUUCCAACGGGGGUGAAACACUUGCACCACGCAGCGGAGCAGUAUGACAUCGGGGUGUACUUCGAGGCAAAUGGCCACGGCACUGUGGUGUUCUCUCAACCAGCGCAAGAUUUAAUCUUCUCUCAUCAACCAUCCACCCCUACGCAGUUGACAGCACUGACGCACCUGCAAAACAUUUUGAACGUUAUUAAUCAGACUGUCGGAGACGCCCUUUCUGACAUGUUACUCGUCGAAGUUGUACUCGCUCACAAGUCCUACGGAGGAGCUGAGUGGGAUUCUCUGUACACUGACUUGCCGAACAGGUUGGUGAAGGUUGUGGUUCCAGAUAGGAACAUCUUCAAGACCGUAGAUGCGGAGCGUCGUUUGGUUAGCCCAGGGGCUUUGCAGAACAAGAUCGACGAGUUGGUCACGAAGUAUUCCGAAGGGCGAUCAUUUGUUCGGCCUAGUGGGACGGAAGAUGUUGUCAGAGUUUACGCGGAAGCGACUACGAGGCGACAGACAGAUGAUCUUGCAUUCCGCGUAGCGGGAUUGGUGUAUGACGAAGCUGGUGGUGAUCGGUCUCAGCGACCUAAAGAAUUUUUGUGACGAGGAACGGAAUUUGUGUGCUCUUACUGUACCCUGUAAUACCGCAAAGUUGCAAUGACGACAUGGCGUGCCCUUCGGCAACUGCCGGGACA
Messenger RNA from Pisolithus orientalis, 1797 nucleotides. RefSeq names its product phosphoacetylglucosamine mutase. Bases 56 to 1705 code for a protein of 549 amino acids. Gene Ontology annotation, biological process: carbohydrate metabolic process; UDP-N-acetylglucosamine biosynthetic process. Gene Ontology annotation, molecular function: magnesium ion binding; phosphoacetylglucosamine mutase activity. NCBI's taxonomy places the organism in Eukaryota, Fungi, Basidiomycota, Agaricomycetes, Boletales, Pisolithaceae. The transcript has 6 exons. The record is from RefSeq and is a predicted model, not a curated record.